This is a messenger RNA of Scatophagus argus, 3536 nucleotides long. RefSeq names its product acidic leucine-rich nuclear phosphoprotein 32 family member E-like. The record is from RefSeq and is a predicted model, not a curated record. Gene Ontology annotation, molecular function: I-SMAD binding; RNA polymerase II cis-regulatory region sequence-specific DNA binding; phosphatase inhibitor activity. Gene Ontology annotation, cellular component: nucleus; heteromeric SMAD protein complex. NCBI's taxonomy places the organism in Eukaryota, Metazoa, Chordata, Actinopteri, Scatophagidae. The transcript has 17 exons. The coding region runs from base 147 to 2489 and encodes 780 amino acids. Gene Ontology annotation, biological process: regulation of apoptotic process; BMP signaling pathway; regulation of transcription by RNA polymerase II.
CAUGACACCCGCCUCCCCGCUGACGCUUAGUGAGUGUGCAGACAGACUCGGUCUGGAUCAGACGGCGGACACACCGACCGACAGACGGUCUCACCGUCACAGGCAGCGGAUCACAGCCGAGCCAAGAGAGCCGAGUCCCGGUGACCAUGUCGGUGCUCGGCCCGCCCCCCAGCAGCGCCGACGCCUGCCUCAGUAUCGUCCACAGCCUGAUGUGCCACCGACAGGGAGCAGAGAACGAGGGCUUCGCCAAACGGGCCAUCGAGAGUCUGGUGAAGAAGCUGAAGGAGAAGAAGGACGAGUUGGACUCGCUCAUCACCGCAGUCACCACCAACGGCGUCCAGCCCAGCAAGUGUGUGACCAUCCAGAGGACGCUGGACGGACGGCUGCAGGUGGCAGGUAGGAAAGGUUUCCCUCAUGUGAUCUACGCCCGCCUGUGGCGUUGGCCUGACCUCCAUAAAAACGAGCUGAAACACGUGAAGUUCUGUCAGUUUGCCUUCGACCUGAAGUACGACAGCGUGUGUGUGAACCCCUACCACUACGAGAGGGUGGCGUCCCCCGCCGCCACAGGUCCUCAGUCUCUGAUAAAGGAGGAGUUCAUGCAGGACUGCCUGCAGAUCGACCUGCCCCCCCACACUGACCCCUACAACCAGCCCCGCCCCGUCAGCAUGUAUCCCAGCAUGCCCCUCUCUCCUCCAGGCAGCAGCUCCAUGACGGCGGCAGCUCUGACGGCCGCCGCCGCCGCCGCCGUCAGCCGCGGUCGUGGCGGUGGAGGUGUCGGGUGUGUCGGAGGGGGCGGCGAGGGCACCGGCCUUCUUCAGAUCGCACCACCUCAAAACCACGGGGAUCACGCCUCCCCGCCCCACCCAAACCCCCCUCACACCCCCACCUCCCCAACCCAGCAAAGUCCAGAGUACAGCAGCGCCCCCAGCACAGCCACCUGGACAGGUAAUAGCCCUGUCCUCUACAACCCCGUGGGACCUCAUCAGAGUGGGCGGAGCCACCAGCAGCCUCCGUUACAUCAUCACCACGCCCCCAACACUCACUUCUGGUCACAGCAUCACAGUAGUACUCCGUAUCCACAGCCAGUGUCCAACCACCCAGGUCCAGAGUUCUGGUGUUCCAUCUCAUACUUUGAGUUGGACGUUCAGGUUGGGGAGAUGUUUAAGGUCCAGUCCAACUGUCCUCUGGUGACAGUGGACGGUUAUGUGGAUCCUUCGGGAGGGGACCGUUUCUGUUUGGGACAGCUCAGUAACGUCCACCGCACCGCCGCCAGUCACCGUGCCAGGCUCCACAUUGGUAGGGGGGUCCAGCUGGAGUGCCGAGGGGAGGGAGACGUUUGGAUGCGUUGCCUUAGCGACCACUCGGUGUUCGUCCAAAGUUUCUACCUGGACCGUGAGGCGGGUCGAGCGCCAGGAGACGGAGUCCACAAGAUCUACCCGGGAGCUUAUAUCAAGGUGUUUGACCUGAGGCAGUGCCACAGGCAGAUGCAGCAGCAGGCUGCAGCAGCUCAGGCAGCAGUCGUGACUCAGGCGGCAGCGGUUGUCGGUGCGAUUCCCGGGCCGAACAGCGUGGGGGGAAUUGCUCCCGCUGUCAGUGUGUGUUCGGCUGCAGGUCUCGGUGUGGACGACCUGCGCAGGUUGUGUAUCGUGCGUCUGAGCUUCGUUAAAGGUUGGGGGUGUGAUUACCCGCGUCAGAGCAUCAAGGACACCCCCUGCUGGCUGGAGGUUCACCUGCACCGAGCGCUGCAGCUGCUUGACCAGGUGGUGGAGCUGGUGGUGGAUAACUGUUGCUCCAGUGAUGGCGAGGUUGAAGGUCUGACAGACGAGUACACGGAGCUGGAGAUCCUCAGCAUGGUGAACGCCGGCCUCACAUCGCUCUCCAAGCUUCCUUCUCUGCCCAAACUCCGCAAGCUGGAGGUGAGUGAUAACACCAUCUCGGGAGGUUUGGACACAUUGGCAGAGAAAUGUCCCAGCCUGACGUACCUGAACCUGAGUGGGAACAAGAUCAAGGAGCUGAGCACCAUCAAGGCCCUGCAGAACCUGAAGAACCUGAAGAGUCUGGACCUGUACAGCUAUGAAGUGUCCACACUGGAGGACUACAGAGAGAGCGUCUUCGAGCUGCUGCCUCAGCUCACGUAUCUGGACGGGUACGACCAGGAGGACAACGAGGUGCCCGACUCAGAGGCAGACAAUGACGACGACGAUGAUGAUGAAGCCGGCCCACCUGGUGAUGAUGAGGACAAUGACGAUGAGGAUGAUGAGGAGGGCUCUGAAGGGGAUGGGGAUGAGGAUGAGGUUGGCCUGUCGUACCUGAUGAAGGAAGGAAUCCAGGACGAAGAAGACGAUGGAGACUAUGUUGAAGAGGAGGAGGAAGAGGAAGAGGAGGAGGAGGAAGAGGAAGAUGGAGAUGUGGACGCUGCAGGUGUUCGGGGGGAGAAGAGGAAGAGAGAUGCAGAGGAUGAAGGUGAUGAUGACGACGACGAUGAAUAGUCACCAUCACACGCAGUAACACCUGACAGAACCCACCCCACCCCCGCCAGUGACCUCUGACCCCGCCGGCUGGCCGGACGUCACCUCAGAGCUGCAGACAGACAGGAAACGCGACGCAGAUCAGGUCCAGGAUCAGUUCGCCCCAACACACCCAGAAAAAAAUAUGCAGUCAUAUCAUCACGGUUAUGUGACUGAUGAUGUCAUCGUAAACCUUCGAGCAUGUGAUCAGAUCACAGACGUGAAGUGUUCUGAUUGGACAGCUGGGAAAGACAGCCUGAAAACUUCAUUUACACCCAAGUAACUGAGUACAUUUACUCCAGUGCUGUACAGAGUACACUUGUAGGUGCUUUUACUGCAGUAUUUCCAUCUAAUAGAACAGAAGAAAACAUCCCUCAGAUCAGUGUGUUUGUGUGCCGUUACCAUAGCAACAUGCUGUAUAGUGAAUGGCAGCAUACUCUGUCAGGGUCACGUGAUGCGUUCAGGUACAGGACUGAACGUAGGAUGCCUGCGUUUUAGCACAACACACAGUGACUGCGUGUGAGGCGUUCAUGUCUCUCCACACACAGCAGGAAAACGGGCUCUCUUGCUUUGCGUCCCUUCUUAGCUACAUGUUAUGCUACAUGCUCAUGUUGCCGAUGCGGCGUUUGGUUUGCUGACAGCUAACGGAGCAGCUACGCUAGCGUUAGACCGAGAAUAUCUGCUUUGUUCACGCUGUGAUGACUGCAUUUAUGUGGAAAACCAAAUUUUUACUGAAACCUCUGUUAUGUUUUUUACUGUUUGGAGUGUGUGUGUGUGUGUGUGUGUGUCCUGGGGGUCUGCGGCUCUCGGUGUCGGUCCGGCUCGCUCUGGUCUCUGGAUCUGCUCUGGUCUGUGUAAAUAGAAGUGAACCGGUCUCUGUAGGUUUUUGUCGUGUCGUCCUGUUUGAGUUUGGAGACGUGAAGCCGGAGUGGAUUCUCUUCCUCUGACUUGAUUUUAUUUUUUUAUUCCCGCCUUGUGAUCGUGUCGCUGUAACCGGAGUGUUUUUCAAUAAAACCAGCUGAAUUCUCA